Chenopodium quinoa (quinoa) is the source of this 1436-nucleotide messenger RNA. Its product is annotated as protein FAR1-RELATED SEQUENCE 5-like. The transcript is spliced from 5 exons. Gene Ontology annotation, biological process: regulation of DNA-templated transcription. NCBI's taxonomy places the organism in Eukaryota, Viridiplantae, Streptophyta, Magnoliopsida, Caryophyllales, Amaranthaceae. The record is from RefSeq and is a predicted model, not a curated record. Bases 6 to 1436 code for a protein of 476 amino acids.
UAUUGAUGGAUUUAGAUGGUGUGCAACCUAAUUAUCCUUCUUCCUGUGUUACUCAUUCAGUUGGUGAUAUUUAUCGUACUCUAGAGGUUGUUGGAUCAUUUAGCCCUGGUGGUACCACUAAGGAAUGGAUUCCAAGUGUUCCCGAGGAGUUAAAACCCAGUUUGGGGAUGAUAUUUAAAGAUCCUGAAGAGGGUCUUAGUUUUUAUAAAGCAUAUGCAAAUGCCGCUGGGUUUACUUCUAGGAAAUCUACUACUAAAAGGAAGAAGAAUAACAAAGAUAUAAUUGCUUUUCAAUAUGGAGUUUGCAAUAAGGAAGGUUUUAGGGCAAUAAGAAAACCUAUUGCUCAACAAACAGUUUAUGAAGAAGGAAAAGUUCGUAUUACUAGGAAACGUUUAGUCACUCGUGUAGGAUGCAAUGCUCACAUAUGUAUGAGAUAUGAUGCUGGAAAGUAUGUUGUAACUCAUUUCAAAGAAGAACAUAAUCAUCCUUUAUAUACUCCAAGUUGUGCAAAAUUUCAGAAGGAUAAUAGAAAAAUGCAUAUUAUGCAUAAAAAGUUGAUUGUUGAUAAUUCAAAGGUAAAUGUUGGUCCUGUGAGGUCUUAUACUAUGAUGAAAGAAUUAGCUGGAUCACAUGAUAAUGUUGGUGCAUCUAAACAAGAUUUCAAAAAUUUUUAUAGAGAUUUGAAGGCUUUUAUUGAUGGAUCAGAUGCCCAAAUGUUUGUGGAUAAUUUUCAAAAUAAGAAAUUGCUCUGGAGUGCAUUUUUUUUUCCUAUGAUGUUGAUGAAGAAGAUAGACUUUGUAGAGCUUUAUGGGCUGAUCCAAUCUGUCGAAAAAAUUAUGCACUUUUUGUUUAGUGUUUAUGUUUUAGAAUAUAAUAUGAUCUUUGGUCCAUUUACUGGAGUUGAUCAUCAUAAAAAAUGUGUUACUUUUGCGGCUUCUUUUGUAGCUCAUGAGGAUAUAUCAUCUUUUGAAUGGGUUUUCAAAACUUUUCUUAAAGCAAUGGGAAAUAACGAGCCUGUGUGUUUGAUUACCGAUCAAGACCCUGCAAUGAAAGUUGUUGUUCGUAAUGUUUUUCAAACUACAGAACAUAGGUUUUGUAUGUGGCAUAUUAUGAAAAAGGUGCCUGAAAAAGUAGGUCGGGCGAUUGCCCAAGACACUGAUUUCUUGAAAAAACUGUGUUCAUGUGUUUGGCAUUUAGAGAUUGAGCCGGCAGAAUUUGAAGAAAAGUGGAACAAAGUUAUUUCAGAAUUCCAUUUGAACGAUCAUGAAUGGUUGGCAUACAUGUACAACAUACGUGAUAUGUGGAUUCCAGCGUAUUUCAGAGAUUUAUUUUUGGGUGGCAUUAUGAGAACCACAUCUAGAUCAGAAAGUGAAAAUAAUUUUUUCACUAUGUUCACAAAUCCCCAUCUCACUUUGAUUGAGUUCUACAUGAGUUAA